Molecule: messenger RNA, 1116 nt
Organism: Endocarpon pusillum Z07020
Lineage: Eukaryota; Fungi; Ascomycota; Eurotiomycetes; Verrucariales; Verrucariaceae
Exons: 3
Coding region: 1-1116 (371 amino acids)
Source: RefSeq, a predicted model, not a curated record
AUGACUAGGCGUGAGCUUGCCGCCUCUACUGAGGAUGUAGAGAGCCAGAGCAGAGACGCCGAGGUGUCUGAUGGCUUUUCCGAGCUAUCUUCUACCUUGCCAACAUACGAGGAAGUCGUCCUGGACACGCCAGCUUUGCGUUCAGAGGACUCAAAGGGUGAUAAUGGCAAGAUGGUGAGUCAACGUGAAGGCUCUCCGGCCGUGCCAGAGGAGGAGCAGCCAUUAUUGACUGGUGGAAGUGAGGACGGAGAUGGCAGCCCCAAACAGGAGGGUCAGACAAAAUCUACCCUAAAGCGCUACUUUUGGAUUAUGGCAGUGGUUGUGCUUUGGAAUAUUGCGGCCCGCUCAUUCCAUCUGUUCCCAGCCAGUGGGAAGCACACACCUCCACCGUCGGAGCCAGAAUCCGCCGACCCACCCUGGCCUUCUCCCCGCGAGAUUCGCGUGCACGAAACGACCAACGCAAUUCAUGGCUCCUACCCUCUCUACGAUCUCCUCGAGCUUACCACCACCACAGGGCAGAUAUAUGCCACAAUCGAGCCCAAGGCUGGCAAUAAGACCGCUGUGGUCAACAUCCGGUCUAAGACGGGAGCGAUCUAUGUGCGCUUCGCGAAAUCAGCCUUCACCAAUGCCGACGAGAAGGGUGUGCUGGAGCGUGUGUACAGGACGCAGAUGGACACAACGACUGGGCAGAUCCACGGCGAAGUCUUCCAUGGAGGUGCUGGAGGUGAGACAGUCCUUACGACCAAGACUGGCAUGCUCGAUCUGCGGGUCAUACCCAUUGGAGAUCAAGCAUCUAGGUUAGAAACGACCACGGUGACGGGACUUAACAGGGUCACUGUCGAAGCUCCGAUGCAGGGCACGACGUUGAAGAAUCUCACCGCGAUCCAUAGGACCAUGUCUACUGGCCAGCUGGACAUAAAUUACCCGCGAAUGUGGGAGGGACGUCUGCACGCUUGGUGCGGGGGCACAGGCCAUGUCGAUGUCCGCGGUGAGGGGCUCAAUAUGCAAGGCGGCGGAAAGAACGUGUACGCCUGGAGAGGGGAGGAUGCUGUAAAGAAUGGGAGGAUCAUUGAGGUUGUGAGUGAGGGAACUGGGAUGGUGAGGUUCAAGGCAUAG